AUGUCGGCCUGGGUGUGGAUAUUAGGCGCAGGUGCCACUGCCUUCUUCGGCCGCGCAGCUCUCGUUGCUCUACGGAGAUCAGGUGGGGGCGCUGGUGCUCUGGGGCGCUCAUACUACAAGGGCGGCUUUGAACCCAAGAUGACACGGAGAGAAGCAGCGCUGAUAUUAGAGCUGCCCGAACGAGGUAUCACAAAAGAACUCCUGCGGAAGAAGCACCGUUCACUGAUGCUCCUAAACCACCCCGAUCGAGGCGGCAGCCCUUACCUGGCUACCAAGGUCAACGAAGCAAAAGAGUUGUUGGAAAAGGAGGUCAAAUAG
Messenger RNA from Bipolaris zeicola 26-R-13, 318 nucleotides. RefSeq lists its product as uncharacterized. Gene Ontology annotation, biological process: protein import into mitochondrial matrix. Gene Ontology annotation, molecular function: ATPase activator activity. Gene Ontology annotation, cellular component: PAM complex, Tim23 associated import motor. The transcript has 3 exons. NCBI's taxonomy places the organism in Eukaryota, Fungi, Ascomycota, Dothideomycetes, Pleosporales, Pleosporaceae. The coding region runs from base 1 to 318 and encodes 105 amino acids. The record is from RefSeq and is a predicted model, not a curated record.